Staurois parvus is the source of this 242-nucleotide messenger RNA. NCBI's taxonomy places the organism in Eukaryota, Metazoa, Chordata, Amphibia, Anura, Ranidae. The record is from the annotation of a GenBank genome assembly.
AGCUGUGUCCAAUCACAGCUGAUCACAUCUGUCACGCUGAUCAGUGUGCCCUGAUGAUCAGUGUAGCCCCAGCAGUGCCAGCUGUCAGUGUCCAUCAGUGCCACAUCAAUGCCAUAUAUCAAUGCCCAUCUGAGCUGCCUUUCCGUGUCACCCAUCAGAGCCAGUCAGUGCCACCUAUCAAUGCCAAUCAGUUCCACCUAUUAGUACCAGUCAGUGCCGCCUAUCAGUGCCAUGUAUCAGUG